ACCACUAGAUCUUGCCCAAAGGAGAGACACUUCAUAGUUCAUAACAGUAUAAAAAUGUAUGAAAACAUAAAACUAGAACAAAGCUAUUCCAAUCCAGUUUUACUUCGAUCCGACCCGUAAGAAGCCACCCGACCCAGGUUCCUUUUCCCUCCCUGGUUUUUUCUCGGAAAAGAGCGAGCUAGGAAUUUUUUUUUACGACCAAACUCGAAUUGCAGUUAAAACCCCAACAGACACACUCCAAUUAUUCGAUUUUUCUUUAUUUUUCGUCAAUUAAUUUUAGAAUCCCGCGCAAUCUAUCUGGACCAAGAAAUUCCCUUGUCCUCUGUGUAAUGUUUCUUCUCUCUCGCGCCCUAAUUAUCGAAUCUUUGUAUCGAUGAAUUCGGUGUUUCCGAUGGCGGAGGAGAAGAGGGCGUCGUCGUUCGUGAAGAAAGGCGACCGGCAAAUGUUCACGGUGGAGCUCCGGCCAGGUGAGACCACCAUAGUUUCGUGGAAGAAGCUGUUGAAGGACGCUAACAAGCCCAACGGAUCCACUUCGGUGCCACAGUACGUCGCAAUCGCUCCGGGUCAACCUGUUGAGGUCGAAGAAACAGAUCCUUCUCAGCCAAACCGUUUCAGUGCUGUAAUAGAGAAGAUUGAACGCCUUUACAUGGGUAAGGAUAGUAGUGAUGAUGAGGAUCUGCUUGAUGUUCCUGAUGAUGAUCAGUAUGAUACUGAAGACUCUUUUAUAGAUGAUGCUGAACUGGAUGAAUAUUUUGAGGUUGAUAAUUCUGCAAUCAAACAUGAUGGGUUCUUUGUAAAUAGGGGGAAAUUGGAACGCAUAAAUGAACCUCCUGUACUACCUAAUCAGCAACCAAAGAAAAGGCGCAGAAAAGAUAUAUUGAAGAAUGCUGGUGAAAGCAAUGAUGGUCAUGGAUCAAAUAAAAAUGUAAAAGUUGGCAGGCCAGCAUCUGCCAAAACAGCUUCACUACAGGCAAAGCAUAUGUUAAAUUCGUCUGAGAAUUUAGUUGCACCUGGUGAACAUAUUGAAGACUUGAAACUUCCAAAUCAACCAGACGUCUCUGGAAUUAUUUCGAAAAGGAAAACUGCUGAUACUAAACCAAUAUUGAACCCUUCUGUCUCUUUGAAAACAUCAAGUGAUGAUGUUCCUGCUGUAACAGAUGCAAAAGAUGCUGACAAGCAGAAGAUAGGAGCUUUUCAAUCUAAGAACAUUAGUGAUAAAUAUAAAGAUGACAGUGGAUCAUUUGAUGCAUCUCAUCAUAAAUACAAUGAAAAAAGUGCUUAUGCUCAUUCCAAAUCCCAAGCUGGAAGACCCCUAAGUAAUAUUGAUGAUUUGGAAAAUAUCAAUCGGACAAAAGAAAAAAAUGGUAUGCGUGAGCUGCCAGAUCUUAACUUGUCUGAGGGAAAGUCUGCUACCCAAGCAACAAAAUCUGAAAACAUGCACAAGAAAGAGGGUUCUAGUGUUAGGCCAAAAACUUCAAUGCUUGAAAAGGCUCUUUGUGAGUUGGAAAAAAUGGUUGCAGAAUCUAGGCCACCAGCAGUGGAUAACCAAGAGGCUGAUGCUACAUCCCAGGCAGUCAAAAGGAGGUUGCCUAGAGAAAUAAAGCUAAAGCUUGCUAAAGUUGCUAGACUAGCGGCAACGCAUGGGAAAGUAUCAAAAGAGUUAAUUAACCGUCUUAUGAGUAUUCUUGGGCAUCUGAUUCAGCUAAGAACAUUAAAGAGAAACUUAAAAAUAAUGAUCAAUAUGGGUCUUUCAGCAAAGCAGGAGGAGGAUAAUAGGUUUCAACAGAUAAAGAAGGAAGUUGUUGAUUUGAUUAAGAUGCAGGCCCCUACUCUGGAAUCCAAGCAGCAGCAGAAAGGUGAAGCAUCUGGUGAUUUUCAAGAAUUUGGUCCUGAUGGAAAACCAAUAACUAAAAGGAAGUUUACUAUGGAUGCUGCAUUGGAGGACAAGAUUUGUGAUCUCUAUGAUCUUUUUGUAGAUGGGUUGGAUGAAAAUGCAGGUCCACAGAUCAGAAAGUUGUAUGCUGAGCUUGCACAGUUAUGGCCCAGUGGUUACAUGGACAAUCAUGGGAUCAAACGUGGAAUUUGCAGGGCAAAAGAGAGGCGCAGAGCACUGUACAACAAACAUAAGGAUCAGGAGAAAAUUAAGAGGAAAAAGUUGCUGGUACCUAAGCAAGAGGAGAAUGUUCGAUUUGAUAUCAAUUCAAUUGCUUCACAGCAGAACCCACGGGAGAGAUCAGCUCCAGAGUCUAGCAGUCAUGCUUAUACUUCAGGGAACAAGCAAGCUUCUAACACAAGCACGACUGGCCGGUUCCCUUGUCCAAUGAAUGGUCUAAAACAAGAAAAAACAAAGGGAAGUUCAAGCAGUUCCGUGGAUGAUGUCAGGGCUGCAGAUGGUGUUUUGACAAAGAAGGUAAAGAGAAAACCAGAACUUGAGUUGGAAGGAGGACAUUUAGGUGCUGAGAAGGUAGCUUCCUUGCAGGGAGAAGAAAGGCCCAGGUCCCUAAAGCAGUCUAUAGGGUCACUUCCCACCAAAUCAAAUCUUCAGCCAACAUCUCUGCCUGAUCUUGAACAGUCAAGCUAACGUAGUAUCAUGUAGGAGGUUUAGAGGUUUACGAAGCAGAAUGUCUGUCUCAUUUUUUCUUUUCAAUUUUUUUUUCCUAAUUCCCUUCUCUAUCAAAUAGUUUAUAGUUUAUUUCUUAUCAUUUUUGUAAUUAUAUGUCCUUGCAAUGUUCUUCGAAAUAUAGAUAGAUUUAAUGUUAUUAGUGAUGCACUGGCAAAGAGUUUACGCUUCUCUGAGGCAA
Molecule: messenger RNA, 2801 nt
Organism: Glycine soja
Lineage: Eukaryota; Viridiplantae; Streptophyta; Magnoliopsida; Fabales; Fabaceae
Product: ubinuclein-1-like
Exons: 13
Coding region: 374-2581 (735 amino acids)
Cellular component (GO): nucleus
Source: RefSeq, a predicted model, not a curated record